Molecule: messenger RNA, 3191 nt
Organism: Dioscorea cayenensis subsp. rotundata (Guinea yam)
Lineage: Eukaryota; Viridiplantae; Streptophyta; Magnoliopsida; Dioscoreales; Dioscoreaceae
Product: extensin-2-like
Biological process (GO): plant-type cell wall organization
Molecular function (GO): structural constituent of cell wall
Source: RefSeq, a predicted model, not a curated record
AAUCUCCACCACCACCAUACUAUUAUCACUCCCCCACCUCCUCCGGUGAAAUCUCCACCACCACCUUACUAUUAUCACUCUCCACCUCCUCCGGUGAAGUCUCCGCCACCACCUUACUACUAUCACUCCCCUCCUCCGCCGGUGAAGUCGCCACCACCACCGUACUACUAUAACUCCCCACCUCCUCCGGUGAAGUCUCCGCCACCACCUUACUACUAUCACUCCCCACCUCCUCCGGUGAAAUCUCCGCCACCACCGUACUACUAUCACUCCCCCACCUCCUCCGGUGAAGUCUCCGCCACCACCUUACUAUUAUCACUCCCCACCUCCUCCGGUGAAGUCUCCGCCCACCUUACUAUUAUCACUCCCCACCUCCUCCGGUUAAAUCUCCGCCACCACCGUACUACUAUCACUCCCCCACCUCCUCCGGUGAAGUCACCACCACCACCGUACUACUAUCACUCCCCACCUCCUCCGGUGAAGUCUCCGCCACCACCUUACUACUAUCACUCCCCUCCUCCGCCGGUGAAGUCGCCACCACCACCGUACUACUAUAACUCCCCACCUCCUCCGGUGAAGUCUCCGCCACCACCUUACUACUAUCACUCCCCACCUCCUCCGGUGAAAUCUCCGCCACCACCGUACUACUAUCACUCCCCACCUCCUCCGGUGAAGUCUCCGCCACCACCUUACUAUUAUCACUCCCCACCUCCUCCGGUGAAGUCUCCGCCACCACCUUACUAUUAUCACUCCCCACCUCCUCCGGUUAAAUCUCCGCCACCACCGUACUACUAUCACUCCCCACCUCCUCCGGUGAAGUCACCACCACCACCGUACUACUAUAAAUCGCCACCACCACCGUACUACUAUAACUCCCCACCACCUCCGGUGAAGUCACCACCACCACCUUACUAUUAUCACUCCCCACCUCCUCCUGUGAAGUCCCCACCACCACCUUACUAUUAUCAUUCCCCACCUCCUCCGGUGAAAUCACCACCACCACCAUAUUAUUACACGUCACCCCCACCACCAUAUCACCAUGAGCCAAUUCUCAAGGUUGUAGGAAGAGUCUACUGUUACAAGUGCUACAAUUGGGAGAACCCAAAGGAGUCUUACAAGAAGAAGCUCUUCGCAGGCGCCAUAGUGAAGGUGACAUGUGAGGGCAGGCAACAAAGUAUGAAGCAUACGGUGAAACUAAAGGCCAUGGCAAAUACAUUGUCACAGUUGAAGGGUAUCCGUAUUGGGCAUGGAGCCAAGGGAUGCAAGGUUUAUCUCCAUGCUGCGCCAAAGGGUUCCACUUGCAACAAGCCUACAAAACUCAACGAGUGUGCUCCCCUGAACGUGUAUUCUAAGUCCCAUGAGGAGGUGGUCCUUAAGGCCAAGCCACUUGCCUUUGCACCAGAGAAACCCUAUGAGCAUUGUGAGCACCAUCACCACAACCACCACAACCACCACCACCAUCACCACCAUCAUCAGACACCCUCUCCAACACCACCCUAUUACUAUAACUCUCCUCCUCCACCGGUGAAGUCUUGGUCUCCACCUUAUCAUUAUACUUCUCCUCCACCACCGAAGUCUUUGCCACCACCUUAUCAUUAUACAUCUCCUCCACCACCGAAGUCAUUGCCUCCACCGUAUCACUAUACAUCUCCUCCACCACCAAAGUCAUUGCCACCACCAUAUCACUACACAUCUCCUCCGCCACCGAAGUCAUUGCCUCCACCGUAUCAUUAUACUUCUCCUCCACCACCGAAGUCAUUGCCUCCACCGUAUCAUUAUACAUCUCCACCACCACCAAAGAACCCACCUUCUAUUCCACCUUACUACUAUAAGUCUCCUCCACCACCCUCACCAUCUCCACCACCACCUUAUUAUUACAAGUCCCCACCACCUCCUUCACCAUCUCCUCCACCACCAUACUAUUACAAGUCCCCACCACCUCCCUCACCAUCUCCUCCUCCUCCCUACUAUUACAAGUCCCCACCACCUCCCUCACCAUCUCCUCCUCCUCCCUACUAUUACAAGUCCCCACCACUCCCUCACCAUCUCCUCCUCCUCCCUACUACUACAACUCUCCCACCUCCUCCAUCACCUUCUCCCCCACCACCUUACUACUACAAAGUCCCCACCUCCUCCAUCACCUUCUCCCCCACCACCCCUACUAUUACAAGUCCCCACCACCCCCAUCGCCGUCUCCUCCACCACCCUAUUACUACAAAUCUCCUCCUCCACCAUCACCAUCCCCACCACCACCCUAUUACUACAAAUCUCCUCCUCCACCAUCACCCAUCCCCACCACCUCCUUACUACUACAAAUCUCCUCCCCCACCAUCACCCUCACCACCACCUCCUUACUACUACAAGUCACCUCCUCCACCAUCACCAUCACCACCACCACCUUAUUACUACAAGUCACCACCACCACCAUCACCAUCCCCUCCACCACCCUACUACUACAAAUCACCACCACCACCUUCACCAUCCCCUCCACCACCCUACUACUACAAAUCUCCUCCUCCACCAUCGCCAUCUCCUCCACCACCCUACUAUUACAAAUCACCUCCACCACCAUCCCCAUCUCCACCACCACCUUACUAUUACAAAUCACCUCCACCACCAUCCCCAUCUCCACCACCUCCUUACUACUACAAGUCACCCCCUCCACCGUCCCCAUCUCCUCCACCACCUUACUACUACAAGUCUCCUCCUCCACCAUCACCAUCCCCUCCACCACCUUACUACUCAAGUCUCCUCCACCACCAUCACCAUCCCCUCCACCACCCCUAUCACUACAAGUCUCCUCCACCACCAUCUCCAUCCCCUCCACCACCCUAUCUCUACAACUCACCUCCACCACCAUCUCCGUCUCCCCCACCUCCCUACCACUACCAAUCUCCUCCACCUCCAUCGCCAUCUCCUCCACCUCCCUACCAUUACAAAUCUCCACCCCCGCCUUCCCCAUCUCCACCACCUCCCUACCAUUACAAGUCACCACCCCCACCUUCCCCAUCUCCACCACCUCCCUACCAUUACAAGUCACCACCCCCUCCUUCCGAAUCUCCUCCUCCAACAUACCAUUACAAGUCACCACCCCCACCUUCACCGUCUCCUCCUCCAACAUACAUCUACGCAUCCCCACCACCUCCCAUUCAUUACUAGGUUCCACUUCCAACAAAGCAAAGGUUUCUUGG